Scylla paramamosain (green mud crab) is the source of this 7645-nucleotide messenger RNA. RefSeq names its product homeobox protein Meis1-like (gene hth). The record is from RefSeq and is a predicted model, not a curated record. Gene Ontology annotation, biological process: animal organ morphogenesis; brain development; positive regulation of transcription by RNA polymerase II. Bases 334 to 1962 code for a protein of 542 amino acids. NCBI's taxonomy places the organism in Eukaryota, Metazoa, Arthropoda, Malacostraca, Decapoda, Portunidae. The transcript has 24 exons. Gene Ontology annotation, molecular function: RNA polymerase II cis-regulatory region sequence-specific DNA binding; DNA-binding transcription activator activity, RNA polymerase II-specific.
CGUGAUUGGCUGGUGGGCGGAGUGAGGCUGAGGCGCCGUGCGUGGCUCCUCCCCGGCCGGCGGUGCGCAGUGCCCAGGGGCGGUGCUCGUGACAGCUCAUUCAUUUGUGGCGGCGGCCGGCGUGAUUGACAGCAGUUGGGGUCCAGUGACAGGCGGACACGCACGCCGCUCCGCUCUCAGUCGCCUCAUGUCGAUUGACGUGUUGACGCGCGGUGCAGGUACGGCGCGGUGCUAGACGGUGCAGUGCGGUGCGCGGGUGGGCGUGUAGUGACUCUUGCGGCGCGACAUUGUGGUGGUGUACCGAGUGAAGCAAGCACAGUACUCUUGGGUGACAUGGCUCAGCCUGCCAGGUACGACGACGCGCUGGGGCACUACGGCGGCGGCGGCGGCACGAACAUGGAGACCGUAGCCAACAUGUACAGCGACCCUCACCGCAGCGCGGCGGCGGCGGCGGCCCUGCAGCCGUCUCUCAUAAACCACAUGAACCACGUGGGCGGGGCCGCCCACAAUGCAGCCAUGUACGCCCAUACACAAGCCCCAAACCAUGUGGCGGCGAACCACGUGAUGGGCUCCGUUCCCGACGUGCACAAACGCGACAAAGACCUCAUAUACGGGCACCCGCUGUUCCCCCUGCUGGCGCUGAUCUUCGAGAAGUGUGAGCUCGCCACAUGUACGCCGCGGGAGCCCGGUGUGGCUGGUGGGGACGUCUGCUCCUCCGAAUCCUUCAACGAGGACAUCGCCGUCUUUUCCAAACAGCUUCGCCAUGAGAAGCCCUUCUACUACUCACAUCCCGAGGUUGACAGCAUGAUGGUUCAAGCAAUUCAAGUCCUGCGGUUUCACCUUUUAGAGUUAGAAAAAGUGCACGAGCUGUGUGACAACUUCUGCCACCGGUACAUAUCGUGUUUGAAGGGCAAAAUGCCUAUCGACUUGGUGAUUGACGAGAGGGAAGGCCCCAAGCCCGACAUGGGCACCGGGGACUCAAACAACAAUGCCGCGGCUGCCGCUGCCGGGCGGGCUUCGGCCGACACCACGCACACCGACGGCGCCUCCACUCCUGACGUGGGUCCCUCGUGGGAUUCAAGUGUUGACUCUAAAGGACCCUCCAAACACGACCAGCCUGAAUUCGCAUCGUCGGCGCUGCUGUGUAUGCCAAAGUUUGAGUGGACUAGUGGUGGUGAUGGUGGUAGCAGCUCUAAGCGGCCGCCGUCUUCGACAAUGUCGUACUCUGGGGGAGCGGGCGGGGAGGAUGCCCGAUCCCCAGGGUCGGGCGGAACCCCGGGUCCCCUCUCCCACCAGCCCUCCUCCCAGCAGUCGGGAGACAACACCAGCGAAGCAGUGUUUCCUACUCCAACAGGUGGGUCAGAACCUGCCACACUUGUACGUGGGAUGACAGACUCAUUAGGUGAGUAUUGGGACAAGAUGAAAGGGGUUCUCUCUGCUCCGCCUCACGGUAAGAAGAGCCCCGCUGGUCUGCACUCUCGCCUCUUUCAUGAGUUUGAAGGUGACGCCAGCAACGCGAGCAUCGGCUCAGGGGAAGGCACAGAGGAGGAUGACGACGCUUCAAAGAAAAAUCAGAAGAAAAGGGGCAUAUUUCCUAAGGUGGCCACCAACAUCCUUCGAGCCUGGCUCUUCCAGCACCUCACACACCCGUACCCCUCCGAGGACCAGAAGAAACAGUUGGCUCAGGACACCGGCCUAACUAUUCUCCAGGUCAACAAUUGGUUUAUCAAUGCCCGCCGGCGGAUAGUUCAGCCGCUCAUAGAUCAGUCGAACCGUGCGGGCGCCAGUGUGCCGCACUUUCCAGGUCCGGCUGGCGCCUACUCCCCCGAUGCGGCGUCCAUGGGCUACAUGAUGGACGGGCAGCAGCACAUGUUCCGCUCAGACCCCUACACCGACCAUGCCGCUGCCGCCGCCUACUACGGACACCCGGCGGCCGCAUACAACUACCCGCAUCAUCUAUAGGUCCGCGUGUAGCGGUCAAGUAGCGUGAGCGUGGUGUCCCUGAUGCCCUGAGCCACGAGCAGCCCCGCACCGAGAGUCCCCGAGUGUGGUAGUGUGGCGGCCGCCGGCGACAGAGAGGACUGUGGCGAGCCGGCGGCCGGUGCCCCCGCGGCGCGUGUGCGCCCCGCGUGGCGGCAGCGUCAGGGGAACUGUGUACAUAUUCUUGGUGUCUCGCGCGUUAACGUUUGUGAGGAGUGGACUGCCAGGGGUGAGAACAGUGGCGCGGGCUGGGCAGGGGCGUGGCAGGGCGGGGCCGGGCAGGGCAUGACACCCUCCCCGCCGCCGCCGCUACUGUUGUGGCUCAUCAUCAUCAUCAUCACCUCAACACCUCACCACCAGCCUGCGCGGGGCGUCGCUGCUGCAGCGUGACGUCACAAGCACAGCAGCAGCGGCAGUAACCUCCGAGGCGUCUCAAGGAUCAGCACCGGGAGCGGCUCCUCUCCGUGACGUCACGACACCACCACCACCACCGUCGAAAACCAAUGCGGCAGCAGCAGCAGCAGCAGCAGCAGCGCCGUCGGUGCGGCAGCCGCGCUAGCAGCAGGCCGCUGCUCCGCGGGCCUGCUGCCCCCAAGUGCCGUGCGUCGCAUGUACCGAGAGCCGAGAGUAACGUGAAAGUGAUAUGUAUAUUAUUGUGUUGCACCAGAACCCAGUUUUGUUCACGAGUCCGACCACCGCCGGAACCUGAAGGCGGUGCGGCGGUGACUCACGAGCCGCCAGUGGAAACAGCACAGGUGACGCAGCACCCCACCCCCCAGGCCCACACCGCCGCGACGCUCCGCAGGUCGGGUCAGACGUGACCUCAGAUGACCUGGCUCGCCUCUGUGACCCCAAACUCAGGAAAAGUGUGAUGGCAGAAUGACCCCGCACGGUGGUGACCUACAGUGCACACACACACACACACACACACACACACACACACACACACACAUAUCGCUCACUCAGAUCAUACAUUGUUUCCUGUGAUCUACUCCCAAAACACACACACACACACACACACACACACACACACACACACACACACACACACACCUUUCCGUUCCCCCUCCCCCACACCUACUACAGAGCCAGACGUGCAUUUUUGUUAUAGGAGAAAGAACAGGAUAAUGUGACGCUGUAUACGACUUGUGAAUCCUGUAUACGAUUGCAGUUAUCAUCUUGUAUAUUACGAGUUGUCUUCGGGUGACCCACCGGACUUGGACGCGGGAGCUUACUACUUCCGUGACUGUGUGGGGAAAAAAAGAGAGGAGAAGAACAACAGACUGACUAAAGGUUAAAAAAAAAAAAAGUAAUUAAUAUACCUCGAAUCUUUUUUUUUUUCAAACGGAUGUUACUAAGACUGUGGUCAGAGGAAAUCUAUAAGGAAAUAGAGACUACGGUGAUGAUACCAAUAAAUGUAAACGUUAAUGCUUUAGUGGUAAGAGUCCCUCCCUUCUUAUUCUCCUUCUCCUUCUCUCUCAUCUCGUUAUGCUCCUCUUCCUCCUCUUUUUUCUCUCUCUUCCUUCUUCUUCUAUCUAUCCUCCUCCCAAUCACCUUCCAUUUGUUUAUUUCCUUCUUUUCCUCGUUUUUUUCUUGUCCUCUUCCUCAUCUUCUUCCUAUCCCUCUUCUUCAAUCAUCUUACUUUUUUUCUUCAUUCUUUAUCCGUGUCCUCUCCCUCUUCUUUGGUUCUCUCUUCCUUAUCCUCUUCCUCUAUCACUCAUUUAUUCAGUCUUAUCCUCCUCACCUUCCUUUCUCUUCUUGAACAUUUUAUAUUCAUCUUUACCUUUCUUUUUUUUUUUUUUUUUUGUCCUCUUUUUUCCUCCACCUUCCAGUCCAGGAGGUCAGGUUCACGGAGGGAGUGUGUUGCCAUCCCCGAGUGACAACCCAACUUUAGGUAUACGUAUUGGGGGCAUCUGGCAACAGUGUGACCUUGAAAGGGACUCGCCGCUACUCCUACUUACCUUUGUAUCAUAGGUAACAUUUAAAUAAAUACACAAAAAAAUCCCUAAAAUAAAUAAAUCAAGAAGAAAGUUGAUACUGUUGUAAAAAAAAUAAUAAGAUAAAAGUAAUAUUAAUACUACUACUGAAUAAAUAAAUGAAUAAAUAACCCAAACACUUUUCACACCUGCAGCAAUAUCGAUAUUAUUUCUGUGAUGUUCUGUGUUAGGGCUGACCAGUGCCAUUGUAGAGCACCGGAGGCAGCCGUGCGGGAGGCGGUGGGCAGCAGUUUGUCAGCUGACUGUAGCGGCUGAUCGACCUGCUAACAAAAAAAUAAUAAAUAAAUAAAAUAAUAAAAUAAUGUUUCGCGCGCUCACUUCCGGCGACUUAAGAGGAUUGAGUACUGCUUUCUUUGUUUUAUUUCAUUCUAUUUUUAUUUUCUAUGUAUUGUUUGUUUUUAUUUUUAUCAUUUUUUCGUUUCCUCUCCCGUAUGAAGAGAAGUCUCCAGAUGAGUGGCGAGGACAGCAGGGCGAGGCGGGACGCGCGCCGCCCUGUGCUCAGCCUUCGUGGAAUCAGUGACUGAAGUGUUGAAGUGUCAAGGAGCUGAGUCGUGAAAACAGUGAAAAAAUUCCUCUGUUUCUCUCUCAUUUACACAAUCAGAAUGUUAUGGGCACGAGAAUUAUGGGAAAAAUUCAACUCAAAUUCAUUGAUGGAAAAGUCCAAAUUGUCGUGGUGUGGAGCAGCGGCGGCGGUCCGCGGGGAGCACCGAGGAAGACUUCCUUUCUGUUGCUUUCAUGGUAUUUAAUCCUCUUUCCAUAUUUUGAGUUCCAUUUUGCCAUAUAUUUUUGACCUGCUCAUUAUACGAAUUCUGAAGAAGGAAAACAACCGAAAUAGUUUAUCUUAUUCCUGUGCUGUUGUGUUGCCACAUUGUAAUCUUAUAAAGAUGUUUUUGGCGUCAGUGGACCCCGUAUGGUUAGGUAACUGUGUAGUAGUAAAACUCUAUCCGAUUUCUGAGCCGCUUUCCCUUGUUUUUUGUACAUACUGGACGUUCCCUCUGCCAGUGACUCUUCCCGUGACUGCAGUGUAGAGUGGCAUUUCUACAGUGGUUGUAUAUUUGUAUCCUAAAUUCAACUUCUCAUGAAGAAAACAUUGUUACAACAAAGUUCAAAAUGUCUGCAAUUCUGUAAAAUACAUUUUUUAGCUCUUAUAAUAGAAUCAUAAGAAUUUAGUUGAUUCGUUAUCGAAAUUCUUCUUUCCAGUCUGCAUUCAAUGAAAGCAUUAAAUGCUGGGUAUUGUGUAUAUGAUUUUUCCAAAAAUAAACGUGUUUUAAACUAUGGUCUUGAUAAUUCUCUUCUCCCUGAGCUUCUAACCAAACGUCUCGCAGCAGCGGCUUUUCUGCUCCACCACCACCACAGCCACACACGCCCGCCACCACGCACACACACACACCACUCACCCUUCACCUACAUCACUGUAUCCUCCUCACUCAGUCAAUCCUAUCCACACCGACAUACAUUCAGUCAGUAAUCAUGUGACAAUACCCAUACAUAAUAUUCGUCCACACCCAACACAAACAUGUGACAUAACAAGCGAAGCAGCUACUAAUGUACUUCACCACCUCAUCACUCUCCCUAACAGACAGCCAAGACUCAUCACAAGCCAGUACCAUGUAAACAAUAUACGGAGGACACCUAGUAUUCAUUAAUAAGAAAAUACAGAUUAAAUACACGUUCAAGAAGACCCAUCAUUAUGUCGAAGUAAGUAUCGAGGCAGUCACGUGACCAUUCGAGAUCCUGCCUGGCUCUAGGAUACCUGUGAGCCUCAGUGCGCAGCAGACUGUCGGCUGAGAAGGUUGAGUAAGUGUUCUUGAGUUAGUGAGUGUACUGGUGACCCGGGACGCCUGCCCUUGCUUGCUGGUGACCUUGCAGUGGCCCUAACCAGAGAGGGAAGGCACAAGAAAGAGGAGACACGAGUGACCACCAAAGGGACAGGAACACACAGUACACCAGAAACCCUAAUAUUAUAUCCAGGCAGUGAGGAGGCAGCGAAGACUUGAUCUGAUGAAGGACUGACGCUGUGUGAACCUCCUCGUGUUGCCUGGUGGAUGAAAACGCACUUCACUAAAUACUUUGGCACUCUGGCACUGUGACCAUCGCCCCUCAUCGUCCCUCAUCGCUCCCCAUCGGUCUCCAUCACCACGCCAGCAGGUUACACAGACGCCUGGCACCUCAACACGCUGUCAGGAGCAAAAAAGCAAGCGUCAAGCCACUCGUACCUCCAUCACCCCCAGGCCACUCCACAACACAGGGCGGCACCUCCACCCACUCCUAGGCCACUCCACAACCCCGGACGGCACCUCCACCCCCUUGAGCCACUCCACAGCACAUCCCCACCAGCGUCGUCUGGGUUGUGUGUUGGAAGCGGCUACUAGCAAGUGGUGGUCUCGACUCGCUGACCCGGAACAUGCUUCGAACUGAACUGAAAUCCUCGAUCAGGGAGAUGUACUCGCCACUUCGUUGACAGCUUCCGUGUGGGUGUGUUGUGGGUGACGCAGCCCCGCCUUCCGCUGCCUGGCCUGCAAGUGUGCGUGUCUCAUGUGUCCCCAGUGUGUGUUACGAGGAGUCUUCUGAAGAGAGCGGCAGUGUAACCACCUGUUCAGAAACGAGACGGCGGCGGACCAUGGCGAGGCUGACGUGACGCCCGAUCGCCCGGUGGUCCUCACUUCAGGAGGCGGAGAGGCUGGCGGCGGACAGUGGUGUGUGGACUGUCCUCAGGUAGUGCCUCACAAACCUGCAAACACACAUGCAGGAAGCAAGAUUAGUUUCACUGUUUACUGACAUACUCAUACAAUUAAAUACAAGAGUUAAAAGGCAAGUUAGAAGCUGUCAUGGAUAAAGAUGUAGUUGCCUCAACCUAUACUGUUGGUAGUGAGAGAGAGAUACUGACCAACUCAGGAGCACACAGGAAUGGUUCUUCACAAGCAUCAGAGUUGUACAAGACCCGUCUCCGUCUUGUUGUUGAGGCCUUCUUGCGACCUGUCUUGGUUUCAGCUUCAGCCUCUGGAUCUGGGUCUAGCUCUGGGAUAAUGUCUGCUUUGUUUGCCAUACUGAAAAGGAACAAUUGGUGUGUGAUGCAGGAAGAAAUGUGGGAUGCAAACACAAGGAAAACCAGAGACCAGUCCUUAAGAAGUCCUAGAUCAUCGUGUUCUUCAUUACAACUUCAUCCUAAUAAAAUCUGCGUUCCUUGUUUGUCAGACUUUGUGGACUUGUAGUGUUGCGAGUAACAAAGCUUCCUAGUGUUCUAAGUCAAAGACUCCCCACCAUAGUAAUUUUUUUUUUUUAUUUAUUUUUUUUUUUCUCUCGUCUGUCCUAGUUGUUCUCCGGAGAGUCUUUGAGGUAUUAUUACAAUACAUUCAAAUGUGAAUGUCCUAGUUGUCUCUAAUUUUUUUUUUAUUUUUUUUUUUUUCUCGUCUGUCCUAGCAUCUGUCCUAGUUGUUCUCCGGAGAGUCUUUGAGGUAUUAUUACAAUGCAUUCAAAUGUGAAUGUCCUAGUUUUCUCUGGAGAGUCUUUGAAGGUACCUCAGUUAUAUAGUACAUGCAAAUGUUCUCCAGAGUGCCUUAGGUAUUAUAUACAUGUGAAUAAAGUAUAUUAAUGUAUUAGCUAGCCUUUGAGGUAUUAUAUAAUACAUUAUUCUGUGAAUAAAGUAUGCUGAGCUUGUGAAUGCCUAA